AUGCAGCAAGCCCUUGAGCUCCCCGGGCAGCAGCCAGGGAAGUGCAUCCCUGUGGGCAGCGAUCCCGGGAAUGCCGCCGGCUGCUGUGGAGGCGGUGGGAGCAGCAGCGGGAGCGUGGGGAAGGGGCCCGUGAUGUGCACUGCUGGAUGCGGGAACCCCUAUGCGGGGCUGGUGGCCCUGCUGCGGGCAGCCUGGCUCUCGGGGAAGACGCGGCCCAUGGAGUACCGGGUGGCGCAGCUGGAGGCCCUGGGCCGCUUCCUGGAGGACAAGAAGCAGGAGAUCCUGGAGGCCACGGCCCUGGACGUGGGCAAGCCAUCCUUCGAGGCUUAUCUCAUUGAGAUCCUCCUGUGCAAGAACGAGCUCAACAACACCCUGAACAACCUGUGCCACUGGAUGAAGGACGAGCACGUGGGCAAGAACCUGAUGACACAGCUGGACUCUGCCUUCAUCCGCAAGGACCCCUAUGGCGUGGUGCUCAUCAUUGGGCCUUGGAACUACCCCAUCCACCUCAUCCUGGGGCCUCUCAUUGGGGCCAUCGCUGCUGGUAACUGUGUUGUCAUCAAGCCCUCUGAGAAGGCCAAGAACACUGGAAGGCUCCUUGCUGAAUCGCUGGGCUGCUACCUGGACAGUGACUGCUUUGCCGUGGUGACCGCUGGUGCUCAGGAGACCAGCAGGCUGCUGGAGAACAAGUUUGACUACAUCUUCUUCACUGGCAGCCCCUCCGUGGGGAGGGUGGUGAUGGCAGCCGCUGCCCAGCACCUCACCCCGGUGACGCUGGAGCUGGGGGGCAAGAACCCCUGUUACGUGUCGGAGCCGUGCGACGUGCGCAGCGUGGCCCGGCGGGUGGCCUGGGGCCGCUUCUUCAACGCGGGGCAGACCUGCGUGGCCCCCGACUACGUGCUCUGCACCCUGGAGCUGCAGGAGAAGCUGCUGCCCGCCCUGCGCGAGGCCAUCACCGAGUUCUAUGGCUCCAACCCUCGGGAAUCGCCCGACUUCGGGCGCAUCGUGGACCAGAAGGAAUUCCAGCGGCUGCGGGCGCUGCUGCGCAGCGGGAGGGUGGCCAUCGGCGGGCAGGCGGAGGAGGAGGAGCGGUACAUCGCUCCCACGGUGCUGGCGGACGUGCUGCCCUCGGAUCCCAUCAUGCAGGAGGAGAUCUUCGGGCCCAUCCUGCCCAUGGUCGUCGUGGCCAGCAUGGAUGAAGCCAUUGAGUUCAUCAACGAGAGGCCGCGGCCGUUGGCCGUCUACGCCUUCUCCAGUGAUUGCAAGGCUGCAGCGGGCUGGGCAAGUACCACGGCAAGUUCACCUUCGACACCUUCAGCCACCAGCGCGGGUGCCUGCACCGCAACAUGGGCCUGGAGGCCCUCAACGCCCUGCGCUACCCCCCCUACAGCCAGCAGAAGCUGGGCUUCCUCACGGCCGCCUUCGAGGUGAAGCGCAAGGGCACCUGCACCCUGCUCUGAGGCUGCUCCGCACCCUCCUGCGGUCAGGAUGGGGACGCCUCGCG
Molecule: messenger RNA, 1504 nt
Organism: Pezoporus occidentalis (night parrot)
Lineage: Eukaryota; Metazoa; Chordata; Aves; Psittaciformes; Psittacidae
Product: aldehyde dehydrogenase family 3 member B1-like
Exons: 9
Coding region: 1-1431 (476 amino acids)
Biological process (GO): aldehyde metabolic process
Cellular component (GO): cytoplasm
Molecular function (GO): 3-chloroallyl aldehyde dehydrogenase activity; aldehyde dehydrogenase (NAD+) activity
Source: RefSeq, a predicted model, not a curated record